AUGUCUGUUCCGGCCAAAUAUGUCGAAUUUGUCUCUCCUGUUCUGCGCCGCAUUCCCAAUGACACCGCGGUAACGUACCAGUACCUGUUGACAUCUGGCUACGCAUACCAGCCUUUGAUCGAAUACCCCUACGUCUCCGACUUGGCAGAGGCUGCCAAGAGCGAUGCUCGCCCAUACUUCCCAACAGGCAGCGAGAUGACAGCCACGGUUUCACAGCUCGCCGACACAUUAUCGCUUCGCUCGCCAAUGCCAAUGUAUCAACAGUUGGAACAACAAGAACAAGAUAUUGUGAAGGGCGGAGGGACGAUUGGCCUUCACCGCUUGUUGGAAAGUUGGAGAAAGGACAUGAGCAAGAACAACAGCCAUUACACCCCCUGCUUCCUCAAUGUCGCGAAAUAUAUCUCCGAUCCCAGAACAUCAUCAUUAACCAUCUCUGCUGCAAAAGCGCGAACCCGUCCUAGUCCUUCCGACGGUGCAAAGCUCAGUAAAUAUCACAUUACACAGGAAUCGAGCCGGCCAGAUGCUGUGCGCAACGGACGCCCACACGACUUCGGUCCAUCUGCGGCGAUCUACCAUCCCUUCUUCGCCAAGUUCAUGCAGAGAAUGACGGAACCGUCCGAACAUCCGCCCAGCGACUUGAGCAUUGCUUAUCGAUUCGUGACACAGGCUCGCGCAUUCUAUACCACGGAGACCGAUCGACAGGCGGCGUUGACGUUCGCAAUGAGGAAACUGAUCCACAGAACAUUCGGAACCAUCGUGAUGGUGGUCGACGGGAAGGAAGUCCGGCCUGACGGUCUCAUGUACUCCUCUCAUUCUGUGGGAAAGGUAGAUCCUGUGCACCUGAUUAUGGAACUGCAGAACGAGAUUGGAGAGGGUGGUUGUGACCCGGCUGCAGAGGCCGAGUGUUUCUACGUCGCGAUCAACGCCUCGGCGAAUUACGCACCACUGCGCAGAGUGUCGUCCUGUCCUGCGUUCAUCAUUAGUAUGGUUGGUCCUUACACCCAGGUUUCUGCCGCCCUCUUUGCGGAUGGCUUCAUACGGCAACCCCUGACGGACUACAUAUGCCUGAGCCCCGUCCUCACGCCUGGGAAGCCAGCUCUCGAGACAGUGGUUCGCAAAGUGGACCAUCUAUUCGGCGUCACAUCAGAAGCUGCCUUCCCGACAUUGACGGCUACUACGGGGACCUGGAAUCAUCUGACAUUCCCGUCGCGGCUCCCCUCCGGUGGUACGGUUACUCUGGAAUAUACGAAACACAUCAACGCGGAUCGCAACGAGCGGGCCGUAUUCAAGGCCGUUGCGACGCACAUCGCGGACAAGGACACAGUGCAAGGCCACGCGUCACGGUCCCAUGACGUUGUCGUCAAGUUCACGCCCGCCUACGGGAAAGAGGGUCAUCAACUCCUAGCUGACAAGGAUCUGGCGCCACGGUUGUGGUACUGCGAGCAAGUCCCCGAGGUGGGAAAUAUGUGGGUUGUGGUGAUGGACUGGGUCGAGGAACGCGAAGGUUCACUACCUGCUGACAAACUCUCAGCGGCGGUGGACGCGCUACAUAACGCGGGCUUGGUCUUCGGAGAUCUUCGAGAACCGAACGUGAUUAGGACCGAGAAGGGCUUGAUGCUCGUCGACUUCGACUGGUGCGGGAAGGAGAACGAAGCGAGAUAUCCGCUAGCGAUCGAUACCAGCCUCGUUUGGGCGAAGGGGACGGUUCCUGGAGGGCUGAUCACGAAGGCACACGACGAGUUUAUGAAGGCGCAGCUGUUGAUGUGA
Fomitopsis serialis is the source of this 1767-nucleotide messenger RNA. RefSeq lists its product as uncharacterized. NCBI's taxonomy places the organism in Eukaryota, Fungi, Basidiomycota, Agaricomycetes, Polyporales, Fomitopsidaceae. The transcript has 6 exons. The record is from RefSeq and is a predicted model, not a curated record. The coding region runs from base 1 to 1767 and encodes 588 amino acids.